UAAUUGAGGGCUAAGAAGCAGCGCAGCCUACAUUACAAGCCAGCACGGGUUUCCAGUGGGGACAAUGCAGACGUUAUGGAUCGAGUCCUUGGCUGUACCUGAUGACGGACGAAAGAAUACAGCAGGGAAACGGGGACACUGCUAAUUCCGAUGUUGAACAAGGUGCCUAUGAACAUUUCGUGCAUCUCAUGAAGGGACAGCCGGUGUGUGCGCUUCCCUUCGCUCUUCCUGCGUAUGUCAGCCCGUGCUUCGGCCAGUUCUCGGACGACAUUUUCGCUGAUCCAUGUCUCACACGUAUGACAUACCAGCAAUAUGAAGUGGUGUCCAGUCACUGCCAUCUACUUUGGCUUUCUGGUCAACCGGGCACUGAGUUAUCCCAAGAAGGCUGCCCAGUGAAGAGGGGUUCAUCCUUGGACAAAUAAUGAUCUUCUAUCACCAAUUUAUGACCCAAUAAGAUCUCGUACCACGUCCGCUUCGUUGACAAACUUUAGGUCCUCUAAUAUCAAUGUACGACCUGAUCUGGUUAUCCAAGGGCAGAAUGGUCAAUAUACAGUCUUCGUGAAACAUCGAGAUAUUAAUUGUCGCAUACUAUUCUGAGCAGCAGACUAGAGAGCACCAUCUCUGGCCUAUAAAAUUGAACAGGACUUAUCAGUGGUU
Serpula lacrymans var. lacrymans S7.9 is the source of this 657-nucleotide messenger RNA. RefSeq lists its product as uncharacterized. The record is from RefSeq and is a predicted model, not a curated record. Lineage: Eukaryota; Fungi; Basidiomycota; Agaricomycetes; Boletales; Serpulaceae. Bases 102 to 422 code for a protein of 106 amino acids. The transcript is spliced from 2 exons.